Messenger RNA from Cuscuta europaea, 758 nucleotides. The record is from the annotation of a GenBank genome assembly. NCBI's taxonomy places the organism in Eukaryota, Viridiplantae, Streptophyta, Magnoliopsida, Solanales, Convolvulaceae.
CACAAAUUGUACACCCGCCAAACAUUAAGAUACUUGACCGAUAGUGUCUGUCCUCCAACUCUGACCACACACUGAGUCACUGCUGACAAGGUCCGUGUAAAGACGUGAAGGACACCAAAGUCGGUGACUGGAGUGAAGAAGAUCGCAACCCAAAUGAAUACCUGGCUACAGCUCGGUGUCAUUUGGUCCAGCCCUAGAACCGGCACAAUCCAAAAGGGGGUUAAGCCCAUCCGCUCAACUAGAGGAUCACAACCACCUUACCAGCAGAAUGAUGACAAUGGCAAUGAGGAUGAUAAUGAUACGUUGAGAAAAGAUUGGGACAAGGCCUGGUCUAACUUCAAGAAGAAAAGCAAAAAGAACAUCAUCUCACAGUUCAACAAGUAUGUGACGUGGAAUCCUAGGCGCUCUAACUAUCCACUGUCUGAAGAAAUCGAUCCCAUUAAGAGAACCGAGAAGUUAAAUCUGAAUUUAUGGACUAGUAGUCAGUUCACUCUUGCAGUGACAAUUCUGAUAGUUACACUUCUUCUAAUCUAUACCAUUAUUUUUCCACUGAAAUGAAAUGCUUCCAUGAAACAACCCCCUGUGUUGUAACAUGUGAAUGUCUGUUGUCAUUUGAGAGAGUGACUAUUGCACAUGCUUAUGAUAUUAAUAUCCUCCAAUGAUAAUAAUAAAAUUUCUUUAGGUUGCUUUUUCUGAAUGCACUUAUGUUAGCAGUAUGUCCUUUUAAUGUUUAAUGAAGCCUUCCAGGUUAGUUUGCA